Molecule: messenger RNA, 2550 nt
Organism: Loxodonta africana (African savanna elephant)
Lineage: Eukaryota; Metazoa; Chordata; Mammalia; Proboscidea; Elephantidae
Gene: RASL12
Product: RAS like family 12
Exons: 5
Coding region: 29-829 (266 amino acids)
Molecular function (GO): GTPase activity; GTP binding
Source: RefSeq, a predicted model, not a curated record
ACCCCGUGUCGCUCUCCGCAGCGUCACCAUGUCGUCGGUGUUCGGAAAACCCCGCGCGGGCAGCGGGCCACCGAGCGCGUCCCCCGAGGUCAACCUGGCCAUCCUGGGGCGCCGCGGGGCAGGCAAGUCCGCCCUGACGGUGAAGUUCCUGACCAAGAGGUUUAUCAGUGAAUAUGACCCCAACUUGGAGGACACCUACAGCUCCGAGGAGACUGUAGACCACCAGCCCAUCCUCCUGAGGGUCAUGGACACUGCAGACCUGGACACCCCCAGGAACUGUGAGCGCUACCUGAACUGGGCCCACGCCUUCCUGGUGGUGUACAGCGUCGACAGCCGCCAGAGCUUCGAGAGCAGCUGCAGCUACCUGGAGCUCCUCGCGCUACAUGCAAAGGAGACCCAGCGCAGCUACCCCACCGUGCUGCUGGGCAACAAGCUGGACAUGGCCCAGUACAGGCAGGUCACCAAGGCAGAGGGUGCGGCUUUGGCAGGCAGGUUCGGGUGUCUGUUUUUCGAGGUCUCUGCCUGCCUGGACUUUGAGCACGUGCAGCAUGUGUUCCAUGAGGCGGUGCGGGAGGCACGGCGGGAGCUGGAGAAGAGCCCCCUGGCCCGGCCCCUCUUCAUCUCCGAGGAGAGGACCCUGCCCCACCAGCCCCCGCUCACCACCCGGCACGGGCUGGCCAGCUGCACCUUCAACACACUCUCUACCGUCAGCCUGAAGGAGAUUCCCACUGUGGCCCAGGCCAAGCUGGUCACCGUGAAGUCAUCCCGGGCCCAGAGCAAGCGCAAGGCACCCACCCUGACCCUACUGAAGGGCUUCAAGAUCUUCUAAGGCCCUCCUCAGGGUCCUGGGCUUGGCGACUGGGCAGGGCUGUGGAACAGGGGCUGGUUUCUCACCACCAGCCUUUCCCUCUGGUGGACAGCUGACCCCUCCUGCCGUGCCAAGCAUUGUCCCUUUCACCCAGUCACUGUAUGAGCUGGAGGGACAGGCAGGGAUGUUGUUCCUGUUGCCUCCAGGCCUUAGGCUCCAUGGUAACCCAGCAGGGAAACAGCCACUGCGACAGCCUGGUGUCACCACCCUGUCUCCACUGCAGAAACAGCUGGGCCAGGCUCCGCGGGAGGCCAGCAUAUAUGUGGACCUAACAGCCUACAAGAGAGACAACCCUUAGGUCUAGCGCCACCUGGUGGAUGGGAAGGGAAGGGCGGCAGCAGGUUUUGGAGGCUGGAGCCCGACCCUUCCAUUGUCUUCUGACCUCAUAGAAGCCCUAGGCUAGGCCCUACAGUUUUCCAAAUGAAAUCUAGUUAAAAUAAUCUUAUGAGGCGGCCUCGAAGAAGUCUCAAGAAGAGGUAUUUCCAGCACUUUGCCUCUCCUCAGCAAGAGUGGAAGGAAGGGCUAUGGGUUGUCCAGUGUAUGGAGGCACCGAGGACUCUUUCAUUAGCAGGCAGGGCCCCCUGUUUUCCCACCAUUAGGGACUCUGUCCACAGACCCUCGGGAUCAGCCUCCUCAAGCUUAAUGAUCAAAGCUGCAGAACAAAGUCGUUCUCUCCAGUGACAAUCACCCAGGACUCCAGGGCGCCCACAACUGGCAGUAUCUGAUGCCACCCAGUAGCACUCUUAGCAUGCCCAAGGCUGCUAGGGAGAAACACAGUGUAUAAAUUAUACCUAUUUUUAGUCUGGUGGAAGGAGCCCUGGUGGUACAGUGGUUAAAGUGCUUGGUUGCUAACCAAAAGGUUGGCCGUUCAAACCCACCAGCCACUCCACGGGAGAAAGAUGUGGCAGUCUGCUUCUAUAAAGAUUUACAGCCUUGGAAACUCUAUGGGGCAGUUCUGCUCCGUCCUGUAGGGUCGCUAUGAGUCAGAAUCGACUCAACGGCAACAGGUUUGGUUUGGGUAGUCCGGUCUGGUGGGACCCAGUACCCUCAGCAAUGGGUCUGAGUGUUCAAAGGCCACUUUUAUAAGAUAGGACCUAAAGCAUUUUGGUUAAUAAAUUUUUGUAUAUAAGUUAUUUGGUGUUGCCACCACAGCUUUAUAUCAAAACAUGAUGGCUUAGACACGGGAUCUGGAUACUCAUGUGGAUGCUGAUACAACUUGGGAUCCAACUAUUAGGAGGUCUUAGGAAAGGAUCUCAGAGUUAGGAAGUUCCAUAGGUUUUUGUGGGGUUUUUUUAAUAUUAUUUUUUUAACUUUACCACAAGGUCCCUGGCCUGGAGGUCUGUCUUAGAUGCUCAACAAUAAGCAGGUAAAGAAAAGGGUUCUGCAGAGUGGAAAGGGUAAGAAGGGGAUUCUGAAUCCAGAGUCCUGCUCCUUCUGCUCUCAGCUGUCUGGGAGCCUGGACUGAAAACAACAGUUCUAACCCAGCCUCUAGCUGAGGUCAGAGGGAGGCAGUAAACUACUCAAGACCACAUGCUGAGGAUCCUGGCCAAGCUUCCUGACCCCCAGGCCCACUGUGGAUUUGCACUUUUGCUCUCAGCCACUUGUGCGUGGACCACGACUAUUUGAACAAGCUACGCAAUUCCAACUGCCCACUUCGAAAAGCCUUUUUAAUAAAAAGGUUU